Ichthyophthirius multifiliis is the source of this 1659-nucleotide messenger RNA. RefSeq lists its product as hypothetical. The transcript has 7 exons. Gene Ontology annotation, molecular function: ATP binding; ATP-dependent protein folding chaperone. The record is from RefSeq and is a predicted model, not a curated record. Lineage: Eukaryota; Ciliophora; Oligohymenophorea; Hymenostomatida.
AUGGCAUUAUUAAAAGAAGACGAUUAGUUUACUCAUAUAAUAGCGAUUGAUUUUGGAACAGGUGCAUCAGGAUAUGGAAUAGCUCCAAAAUUUUUAGAUUAAGAUGGAAAAUCAAGAAUAGAAGUAUUUAAUCCUUGUGAUGAUAGUGAUGAUUAGAAAACUCCAUCAGCAAUUCUUUUUGAUAACAAUAUGAAAUUUAUAGAUUUCGGUUCAUCUGCAAUUUAGAAAUACGCUGAAAUUUUAGAAGAUGGAGAUACUGCAUUAUUUUUUUAAAAUUACAAAAUAAAUUUACUACAUUUAAAUACAUAUGCUAAAAGUAUUGAUGGUAGAGAAAUGCCUCUAGUCAUUCUUAUUUCGGAAACAUUAAGAUUUAUAGCAGAAUAAGCAUUAGCUAAACUAAAAGAUUAAGUAGGUAAAAUCGUGAGUUCUAAAAUAAGAUGGAUCAUUACAGUGCCUGCAUUAUGGAGUGAGGAACAUAAAUUUUUUAUGCGAAAAGCUGCUGUUGAAGCUUAGAUAAUAGAAUCUUUGCAUUCUUCAAACCUUUUAUUAUGUCUUGAACCUGAAGGAGCAAGUAUAUAAUGUAGAGAAGAUGCAGAAUAAUAAUUAAAAGAAUAAAUGAAAAAGAAUUCUGUUAUUAUGGUGUUAGAUUGCGGAGGUGGGACUAUAGAUAUAACUGUACACAAAUUAUUAUGUGAAGUUCAUGAAAAAUUUUUAUGUUAAGAAAUUAUUCCUUCUAGUGGAGGAUGUGAAUGGGGUUCUAAAUAUGUAGAACUUUAUUUUGAAGAAUUUUUAAAAGAUUUUUUAGGAUCAGAAUUAUAUAGAGUUUAUUAAAAAAAUGCUUUGGCAAGGUUAGAUAUAUUAAAAGAUUUUGAAAUAUUAAAAAGAAAAUUUAAAGGAAAUAAUAAUGAAAGAAGUAUGAUUAAAUUAAGCUAUUUAGGAAGUGAUUUAUCAUCUGGUUAAUUAAAUAAACUUGUAAAAAUUCAUAAUGAAAAACAUCCUCCUGAAUUUAAUGUUGAAUAAUUAAUAAAAUAAACAGAAGCAAAGGGUGAACAUGUUAAUUUUAUAUUUAUGGUUGGAGGAUUUUCAGAAAGUCCUUUUUUAAAAUAAAUAAUAAAAUAAAAGUUUGAAUCUGCUUAGGUAUAAGUUUUAGUUCCAAGAAGGCCUUAAAUAAGCGUUAUUAGAGGUGCUUGUUUAUAUGGUUUAAAUCCAAGAUCAAUUUCUUCAAGAAUUGCAAAAAAAACUUAUGGAAUUAAUACUUUGACUACUUUUGAUUCUGAAAAACACCCUGAAGAUAAAAAAGUUAUUAUUGAAGGCGAAGAAUUUUGUGAAGAUGUGUUUGAUGCUUUCGUUCGUAAAGGAGAUAGUGUAGGUAGUUAAGAAGUGCAUACAAAGAUUUAUUGUCCAGUAAGAAGUCGAUAAAUUGUUAUGAGAAUAAUAUUUUAUGUCACUGAAAAAAGAGAUGUUAAUUUUGUUGAUGAGGAAGGUGUUAAAUAAUUAGGAGAGUUGUGUGUUGAUUUAGGUAAACCGUUUUAAUCUGUAGAAGAUAAAACUGUUAAAGUAACACUUUUGUUUGGAUAAACACAUAUAUAUGCAACUGCUACUAAUAAAGAUGGAACAGAAAUUAAAAAUUGUGAAUUUAAGUUUGAAUGUGGAAAUUGA